AAUGUCACUUUAAAGAGUUUUUGAGAAAUUACUAUACUGGGAUGUGUACUUAUCAGCAAUUAUUCAUGGCCAUGAAAGUUUAAUGUUAACAGUGAUGCUAUUUUUACCAGCAUUGAUUUUUUCACCAACUACUAUUGCUGCACCUAUUUUCUUCAUUACUUAUUAAUACGGUUAUGCUUAUUCAAUAAGAUAUGUGAUUUCAAUAGUUCUGUCACUAGUUUUGACUACUUUCUUUAAAAAACAUUUCAAAAGACCAAGACCUAAGCCUCGUCCACAAUUAUCACUUAAACCUAUGUAUUUUAGGAAUAAAGAAACUAAUUAUUCCUUACCUAGCGGAGAUUGUGCUUAAGCUGCAACCUUUCUUUUUUACUUUCUAAAUGCUUAUGGAAAUGGUAUUUUGGAUAUCAAAUAUAUUAGGAGACAUAGUUGUUAUUUUAAUUGCAAUACUUAUGACUCUUAAUGUAAUGUUAGGUAGAGUAUAUUUCUGUUGCCACUACUUUAGUGAUUGUCAUCUUGGCUUUGGAAUUGGAGUUACUAGUGCCUUCUUGAUUAACUUUUUAUUAUAAUGAAA
This is a messenger RNA of Paramecium pentaurelia, 571 nucleotides long. The record is from the annotation of a GenBank genome assembly. NCBI's taxonomy places the organism in Eukaryota, Ciliophora, Oligohymenophorea, Peniculida, Parameciidae.